GGAACCGUUCCAUUUUGAAAUUCGCAUUUCAUUUUUUUUUUUCAUUCGCAACGGUAUCUCGUAAAAAGAAUCAAACACGUUGCGUUCAAGUGCCAGUGUUUCCAUCGUUGAAAAUUUGGAGUGUGACUUGGUUUUCAAUUACAAAGAACCGGUAUCCAAAAUGUCGCUCGAACAUCCAACUGGUGAAAUGUCCCAGAAGAUCAGGGAGGAGUUGAAUGAGAAGCCGGAGACCAGGGACCAGGACCUGGCCAUCAUCAAGGAAUGGCUGAAACAGGAGCCACAUCUACCUGACGAAUUUGAUGAUCAGCGCAUCAUGACCUUCCUUCGAGGAUGCAAAUUCUCCUUGGAGAAGACCAAGCGUAAGCUGGAUAUGUACUUCACCAUGAGGACCGCUGUUCCCGAAUUCUUUAAUGACCGUGAUGUCACACGCCCAGAGCUCCAAGAGAUUCUUAAUAUUGUUCAAAUGCCACCACUUCCCGGUCUAACACCCGAAGGACGCCGAGUUAUCGUCAUGAGAGGUCUCGAUAAAGACGUACAAACGCCAAAUGUGGCGGAUGCUUUCAAGCUAGCUCUCAUGUUGGGUGACGUCAGAUUGGCAGAGGAGAAGGUUGGAGUGGCUGGUGACGUGUAUAUCCUAGACGCGUCAGUGGCGACACCUACCCACUUCGCCAAAUUCACCCCGACUCUUGUCAAGAAGUUCUUAGUUUGCGUACAGGAAGCUUACCCAGUAAAGCUGAAGGAGGUGCAUGUAAUCAACGUGUCACCCCUGGUCGACAAAAUCGUAAACUUUGUCAAGCCUUUCAUUAAGGACAAGAUCAAGGAAAGGAUCUUCCUUCACACUGACACAAAUGAUCUCUACAAAUACGUUCCUAAGGAGAUGCUCCCAUCUGAAUACGGUGGUAACGCAGGCUCAAUGUCUGACCUCCACAAUGCAUGGGUGAAGAAACUAGAAGAAUACAAAGACUGGUUUGCGGAACAGGAGAACAUCAAAGCCAAUGAAGCCUUGAGACCAGGAAAACCUACCAACUACGACGAACUAUUCGGCAUCGACGGAUCGUUCCGUCAGUUAGUCAUAGACUAAAUUAGCUUAGGAGCAUGAUAUGGACGCAACCAACAAAGACAAAAGAAAAGUACUGACAAAAUAAAUAUUUAACUGUUUUAAUUAAUAACAAUAUCAAAAUCCUCAAAGUCUCAUCGUAUAAGUAAAUCGUAAUGUUCAAAGAACAUUGUAUAGACUGAUCUCAAUAUUUUUUUUAUAUAAAUUGUUAUGUUAUAAUUGUUAUGGUUGUCGUCCACAUCUUAUAAAGUAUAGUAUUAGCAUCUCUCUACUAUCGCUUAUCUUUUACCGUUGUAUUGUCCUUAACCAAAUGUUUUAUAUCAACCAAAGUUAUUGCUCAAUUUUAGUGUUUAUAAAGAGCUUUCGAAACUCUUGUUUUGAACCUGUUAAGCAUUUGUCGUAAUUAAACACUAUCUUUUUUAAUGUUUUUUUUUUUCUUAUUUAUAGUUAUGUUAAACCCUGAAAUUCUUCA
Messenger RNA from Diatraea saccharalis (sugarcane borer), 1529 nucleotides. The record is from the annotation of a GenBank genome assembly. Lineage: Eukaryota; Metazoa; Arthropoda; Insecta; Lepidoptera; Crambidae.